Molecule: messenger RNA, 270 nt
Organism: Staurois parvus
Lineage: Eukaryota; Metazoa; Chordata; Amphibia; Anura; Ranidae
Source: the annotation of a GenBank genome assembly
GUAUUAGCUCCUUUGAAAGAGGGCUCACUCCAUUAUGUAUCCAUUAGAGCCAAGCCUUGCUUCUAUAGUCCCCAUGGGCCAUGGCAGGGGCAGACUGACAACUCAUGGGGCCCCUGGGCAAUAGCGGAUCAUGGGGCCCCUUGUCCUUGCCCACACUAAAAAGAACACCCAAAAAAGCCUAUAAAAGGUACCAGGGGCAGUUCAUGGGGCCCCCUACUGACCCCAGGCCCUAGGGCAGUGCCCGAGUGCUCGAAUGGUCAGUCCACCCCU